CAGACAGACAGACAGAUGCGGUGCGGAGUGGCCCUCCCGCCUCCGGGGCCGGGAGCGGGGAAGGUCACCGGGGGCGGGCGGGGGGGGAGGCAGGGAGGCGGGCGGUGCUGCUCCCGCUGCCGCCGCCGCGGGUAUUUCGAGCGCCGGGAGCUGGCGCGGCGCGUACCUUUCCCUUUUUUGGGCUUGGGGCCGGCGGGGCAGGUUCCCGGAGCCCUAUGUCCCGCGCUCCCGCCGCCCCGCCUGCCGGCACCGGGCGGAGCCUGGCCCUCCCGCUGGCUGCUCCCCCCCUCUCUCCCGUUUUUCCCUGUCCUUCCCCUUCCUUCCCGGGACGCGGCAGGUGCAGCCGGAGGCGGAGGGAAAGGUGCAGAGCAUAAGCUUAAAUCGUCUCAGAAGGACAAGGUCCGCCAGUUUAUGGCGUUUACCCAGGCUGGUGAAAGGACUGCUAUUUACUGCUUAAUGCAGAAUGAAUGGAAACUAGAAGUGGCAACAGACAACUACUUCCAGAACCCAGACUUGUACUACAGAGAAUCCAUGAAAAAUUCAGUAGACAAGAAGAAAUUAGAGCAAUUGUAUAAUCGAUACAAAGACCCACAAGAUGAAAAUAAAAUUGGCAUUGAUGGAAUUCAGCAGUUCUGUGAUGAUUUAAGCCUGGACCCAGCCAGUAUCAGUGUCCUGGUGGUAGCAUGGAAGUUCAGGGCAGCUACUCAGUGUGAAUUCAGUAAAAAGGAAUUUGUUGAUGGGAUGACAGAGUUAGGGUGUGACACCACAGAAAAACUAAAAGCUAUAUUGCCAAGACUGGAACAAGAGCUAAAGGAUCCAACAAAGUUCAAAGAUUUUUAUCAGUUUACUUUUAACUUUGCUAAAAACCCUGGACAAAAAGGUCUAGAUCUAGAAAUGGCAAUUGCAUAUUGGAAUUUAGUCUUGUCAGGAAGAUUUAAAUUUCUAGAUCUUUGGAAUAAAUUUUUGUUGGAACAUCAUAAAAGAUCAAUUCCAAAAGAUACUUGGAAUCUUUUGUUAGACUUUGGAAAUAUGAUUGCAGAUGAUAUGUCCAACUAUGAUGAAGAAGGAGCGUGGCCUGUUCUUAUAGAUGAUUUCGUGGAAUAUGCACGACCAGUAGUCACAGGAGGAAAACGUAAAACUUCCUAACCCCAGACUUGUCAUUAUGGACUAAACAUGCAUUCUGAACUGCAUUAGGUAAUGAAGAUUUGUUAUCAGCUAACUCUGCACAUUGUUGCUGGUUUCAGUGCUUGUGACGAGAUUCUGCAGACAAAACAGAAAUUCUUCCUUUCUGCCUAAAGAAAAUGAUGGCUGACUUGUGGACACUUGAAGAACAAACUCAGAAGACAGUCCAGGCUGUUUGUAGGCUACUGGCUUCAAUUAUUGUACUGGUUGUAUCAUAUAGGAUGUAGAUUUUGCAUGAUUUUAUACUUUGGAGAAGUUUAACUAGAGGCCAUUUUAUUAAAGUUUUGACAGCACAGCAUGCCAUUCAGUUCAUGAUUCAGAGUGAACACCAGCAGUUACAUAAAUAAGACUGUAUUAUAUUGUACUUAUAUUAAAAGCAGUAUUUGUGGUAUAUAAAUUAAAUCCCUAAAUAAAA
This is a messenger RNA of Strigops habroptila (Kakapo), 1597 nucleotides long. It is a transcript of the gene DCUN1D2, whose product is annotated as defective in cullin neddylation 1 domain containing 2. Gene Ontology annotation, molecular function: cullin family protein binding; ubiquitin-like protein binding; ubiquitin conjugating enzyme binding. Bases 16 to 1146 code for a protein of 376 amino acids. The record is from RefSeq and is a predicted model, not a curated record. Gene Ontology annotation, cellular component: ubiquitin ligase complex. Gene Ontology annotation, biological process: protein neddylation; positive regulation of ubiquitin-protein transferase activity. The transcript is spliced from 7 exons. NCBI's taxonomy places the organism in Eukaryota, Metazoa, Chordata, Aves, Psittaciformes, Psittacidae.